GAGGAAGAUAGAGAGAGAGGUAGGGAGAGUGGUAGGGAUAGAGGUAGAGGGGGAGAUAGAGAGAGAGGUAGACAGAGAGGUAGGGGGAGAGGUAGAGAGAAAUGUAGGGAGAGAGGAGGUAGGGAAAGAGAUAGAGAGAGAGCUAGAGAGAGAGGUAGAGAGAGAGAGGUAGAGAGAGAGAGGUUGAGAGAGGAAGGUAGUGAGAGAGGAGGUGGAGACAGAGGUAGGGAGAGAGAUAGACAGAGAGGUAGGGAGAGAGAUAGACAGAGAGGUAGGGAGAGAGGUAGUAAAUAA
Messenger RNA from Sycon ciliatum, 294 nucleotides. RefSeq names its product octapeptide-repeat protein T2-like. Lineage: Eukaryota; Metazoa; Porifera; Calcarea; Leucosolenida; Sycettidae. The annotation marks the transcript as partial. The transcript is spliced from 2 exons. The record is from RefSeq and is a predicted model, not a curated record.